GUUCGGAGUCUGUCCCGAGUUCUAAACCAGAAGUCCAUAACUAACAUUCUCUUCCUCCUUCACCCACACACAACAAACAGAAAAUUUGAGGUGGAAUUUUCAAGUCUCUCUGAUUUUCCCAAAGUUUGGAGCAUCCUCCGUCAACAACGAGGUUUUCACCACGUAUAUCACCCAAUCAUGCUACGUUCCAAAUCCAGAUCUGGAUCGGUUGAUUUUCGACAGAGCAGCCAUCAUCAUCACUCGGUGUUUGCAAGAACAAUCUCUGCUUCCAAGUUCUGUAGAGGCGACGCUUUAGGAUCGCAGAUCGAUCCCGACGCCGUUGUUUCUCUCCAACGGAAGCCUUCCAAGACUGAUGAGAGUGGGAUCAAUAGAGUCAAAGUAGUACUGCAGGAGCAAAUGGGGGAGCUAGAAGAGCAGCUGAGGGAAACCAAACAAAAACUAGGUUUCGCCGAGGAGGAGAGAAACCGAGCCCUUCAGGAACUAAGGGAGAUAAAAGAUGUAGUUCAGGAAAUCAGGGCAUUAAAGGAUUUGUUGUCUAGUACACGAGAAGAGUUGAAUGCGAAAGAUAGUGAUAUCCGGUCUUUGAGAGCGGAGCUGGACAGUGCUAGGGCGUUUGAGCUUAAGUUGUUGGAAAGAGACUCGAGUUUAGAGAGAUUGAAGGAGGAAUUGGGCGAUGCAGCGAAGGAUUUGUUGGAUGAUCACAGGAGGAAAAUCCAGGAGCUAGAAGAUGAAGUGGAGGACACGAAGCUGGCGGAGUGUAAGGCUUUGGAUUCCCUGGAGUGUCAGACGAGGGCGCUUGAGCAAAAUAAGAUUGAGUUGGAAGAACAUAAGCAGAGAAUUGGUUCACUUCUAGAGAGGAUUCAGUUGUUGGAGGCAAAUUCCGGGAAGAAAAGAAGCCAGUCCAGUGAUUCUUCUGAUGAAGAUGUUGGUGAUUCGAUGAGAGAAGAAUCUGAACUUCGAGUGAUAAAACAGAGGCUGGCAAAAUCUCAAGAGAGCGAGAGAAUCGCGUUAUCAAAGGUUAGUAAGUUGACAGAAGAACUGAAUACGCUCAAGAAUGAACUGAGGUUUGCUACUGGUGCAGAGGAACAGAGCAGUCAGGCAAUGGAUGAUUUAGCACUAGCGCUAAAGGAAGUAGCAACAGAGUGUGCCGAGACUAAAGAAAAGCUUUGCACUACUAAGAUGGAGCUCGAUGAAGCGAAAGAGGAGAUGCAAAAGUAUGAGAAGCUUUUGGAUGAGGCGAAAAUUGAAAUCGAGCUGCAGAAAAAUACAGUUGAGAGGUUGAGAUCAGAAGCCGAGGAGUCAAUUUUCGCUUGGAAUGGGAAGGAGAUGGGAUUUGUGACUUGUAUCAAGAGAGCCGAGGAAGAAAGGGCGCUUGCUCAACAUGAAAACACUAGGCUGGCCGAGGCGCUAAAAGCAGCUGAGCACAUGACUAGGGCAGCAAGGGAAGAAACCUACAAACUAAGGGAUAUAAUGAAACAGGCUGUUAAUGAAUCCAAUGCAGCAAAAUCAGCAGCUGAUAUUGCACGGGCUGAAAACUCUCAGCUCAAAGAUCUGUUGACUGACAAGGACGAAGCCCUGCAUUUCCUUUCUCGUGAGAAUGAACGUCUGAGGAUCAACGAGGCUGCGGCUAAUGAGAACGCCAAGCAGUACAAACUAAUGCUUUCUUAUGUGUCACAAGAGUUGAAAGUUGAGGAAAAGGAUCACGAGGGGAUGAAGACCCCGAAUACAGAUAGCGAGGGGCAUGAAGAAGAAGAGGAAGAAGAGGAGCACAAACAGGAUAGGAAAUUCAGCAUUGAUCUCAGAGAGCUGGCAUUGCUCAAAGAGGACGACGAUGAUACACAAUCAAGAAUCGAGCACGAGGAUCCUGAAAAGGCCGAGGCACUCAAGGGCUCCAUCUUUGAUACCCCUUACUCACCCAAGUCAGAGCCGCGCACCCCAAAGCAACGACCAGCUCAUCAUCGCCGCAAGUCUACUGCCUUUGCAGAUGCUGAAGGAUCACCGAAUGCAGAAGAUGGUGAAAAUAUAGAUAGUCAUCAUGUAGAUGAGUCAGAUGGUGAAAAGAGUUCACAUAGAAGAAAAAAAGCAUUGCUUCGCAGAGUUGGAGACCUCAUAUUGAGAAAGAGUUUCAGUAGGAAGGAGCCAUCCCCAGUUCCACCACCAUCGUCCCCAGCAGCAUACAAUCCGUCCCCAGCCCUGGAGUAGGCCUAUACUGCACAUAUAGCUAAACCUGAAAACGGUAUGAAUUUUUUGUUUCAUAUUAUCCUAUAAAGAAAUGCUUUCUUUUAUUAGGGAGAAAAAUGAGGUGACAAAUUAUAAGCCUCUUUUUUCGCCUUUAAUUUUUUUUUUAAUUUUUAAUUUGUAACUUUUUUACUUGCUCUUGGCAAUCUUUUACUAUGGCAUUUGUACAGAGCAAUCCAUCAUAGAAAUCUAUUUUCAUUUGGAAACAUCCCAUGGAAAGGAAAUGCCAUUGUGUACUAACAAUGAGAAAGCUAGUGAAUAUGUAAAUUUGAAUACAAAUAUUGAUUGUAAAUAAGUUGGACACAACAUUCUGGGCAAUAUCAUGAAUGUCAUUCAUUUCAU
This is a messenger RNA of Ipomoea triloba (trilobed morning glory), 2580 nucleotides long. Its product is annotated as WEB family protein At5g16730, chloroplastic. The record is from RefSeq and is a predicted model, not a curated record. Bases 178 to 2202 code for a protein of 674 amino acids. The transcript is spliced from 3 exons. Lineage: Eukaryota; Viridiplantae; Streptophyta; Magnoliopsida; Solanales; Convolvulaceae.